Lodderomyces pseudojiufengensis is the source of this 627-nucleotide messenger RNA. RefSeq lists its product as uncharacterized. The transcript has a single exon. Lineage: Eukaryota; Fungi; Ascomycota; Pichiomycetes; Serinales; Debaryomycetaceae. The record is from RefSeq and is a predicted model, not a curated record. Bases 1 to 627 code for a protein of 208 amino acids.
AUGGUAGUUGAGGUGUCUGAAAUUAGUCUCCAACAAUCCAAUGUUGCUGAAUUCACUGCAAGUACUGACUUUGAAAGAAUCUUGAAAUGCAUUGAGACAAAGUCCAAUACCAAUGGUGUCUUUGAUGAAUUUAAAUUCGUUCUUGAUGGCUCUUCAUCUAUUGAUUUAAGCAACACGUACGUAGAGAUUAGUCUGUGCAAUUCAAGGACAGCUUUGGCAGCUUCUUUGAGGAAUGGUAUGCAAAAUAACAGAUAUCAUCGACAGGAAUGCUCAAAGUAUAGAAGUUUUAAAAAUAUUCAUCUUGCAGCUGUAUAUUUAACAUGGUCAAAAACUCAAAGAAACGAAUUUGGUUCUUAUUAUGCAGCCAAGAAAGUACAGAUAGAUAACCUCGCUACACUUGGAUAUGAUGGUCGAGGCAAACCUAUCGAAAGAAAGUUAACAUUCACAAAUAUUCCUUGUGGAUUGUCAGAAAAAAGUUUUAAAAACUAUAUCGGGUAUUACAACACUGAAAGAUUUAAAUUAAAUGUAUCAUUCAUGUCUGUGGUUUUACAAGCUAUAUCAGAGAAGGUUUCGUUUGCUGAAUAUGAAGCUCGGGCCAGAAAUGAGAAAACUGUGCAAAGAUUUUAA